CCCAGGCAACUAGGGCCGGGCGCCCUCAGUACUGAAGGGAGGCGGCGGGCCCGGGUCAGGGGCCUCGAGAUCGGGCUUGGGCCCAGAGUAUGUUCCAGAUCCCAGAAUUUGAGCCGAGUGAGCAGGAAGACUCUAGCUCUGCAGAUAGGGGCCUGGGCCCCAGCCCUGCGGGGGACCGGCCCCCAGGCCCCGGCAAGCAUCGCUGCCCGGCCCCAGGUCUCCUGGGGGACGCCAGUCAUCAGCAGGGGCAGGCAACCAGCAGCACCCACCAUGGAGGCGCUGGAGCUGUGGAGACCCGAAGCCGCCACAGCUCGUACCCAGAGGGAACCGAGGUGGAUGAAGGGCUGGAGGAGGAGCCCAGCCCCUUCCGGGGCCGCUCGCGCUCGGCUCCCCCCAACCUCUGGGCUGCACAGCGCUACGGCCGCGAGCUCCGGAGGAUGAGCGACGAGUUCCAGGGCUCCUUCAAGGGACUUCCUCGCCCGAAGAGCGCGGGCACAGCGACGCAGAUGCGGCAAAGCUCAAGUUGGACGCGCAUCAUCCAGUCCUGGUGGGAUCGGAACUUGGGGAGAGGAGGCUCCACCCCCUCUCAGUGACCUUCCGUCCCGCAUUCCCGAUG
Messenger RNA from Galeopterus variegatus (Sunda flying lemur), 616 nucleotides. RefSeq names its product BCL2-associated agonist of cell death (gene BAD). The transcript is spliced from 4 exons. NCBI's taxonomy places the organism in Eukaryota, Metazoa, Chordata, Mammalia, Dermoptera, Cynocephalidae. Gene Ontology annotation, biological process: apoptotic process. Bases 90 to 593 code for a protein of 167 amino acids. The record is from RefSeq and is a predicted model, not a curated record.